Messenger RNA from Ipomoea nil (Japanese morning glory), 1026 nucleotides. RefSeq lists its product as uncharacterized. The coding region runs from base 1 to 1026 and encodes 341 amino acids. The transcript has a single exon. NCBI's taxonomy places the organism in Eukaryota, Viridiplantae, Streptophyta, Magnoliopsida, Solanales, Convolvulaceae. The record is from RefSeq and is a predicted model, not a curated record. Gene Ontology annotation, molecular function: nucleic acid binding; RNA-DNA hybrid ribonuclease activity.
AUGGCAACACCAGUAAAUUUGCACCUCAGUGACUCGUGGAGAUGGCUAGGCGAUAUAAGGGGUAUAUACACUGUAAAACAUGGUUACAGACUCCUCACUAUGAUCAACAAUCAAAGCCCGGAUAUCCAAUCUUUCCGGUCAUGGAAGUCAUUGUGGGCACUUCCGAUUCUGCCCAAGGUUAAGAACCUCUUAUGGCGGUGCGCUCGUGGUAUAUUGCCUUUACGUGAGAAUCUGAAAUCAAGAAGGGUCUGGAUAAGCGGGGGUUGUCCACUAUGCGGGUUCGUGGCGGAAACGGCGGAGCAUUUAUUUUGCGGCUGCCAGUAUGCGCAAGGGCUAUGGGAGGAGAACGACAUUUCACAUGGGCAGUGCAUACAUGAGUUUAUGGACUCAAUUCUGAGCUCACCAAACGCAGAGGUUGCAGUCCAAUUAGCUGCAAUCUUCUGGGUGGUGUGGGAAACACGUAACGCAGUGGUCUGGAGCAAUAUGGUGCCUUCUGCCGAGGGUAUGAAGUCACAGGUCCAUGCAUUGAGAUUAGUUUGGAAAGGGGCGUAUGCAAGCGAACGUACAAGGGGGACAGAUGGUGUUGCUGCCCAGCAAUGGAACCCGCCACCCCGAGGCUCUCUCAAGUGCAAUAUCGAUGCUGCGGUCCUCCCUGGUGGCGUUGGCUAUGGUGCGGUGGUUCGUGAUCACGUUGGUAGCUUUGUGGCUGCUAAAAGUGGCCGAUUGUCGUGCGAAUGCGAUCCAUUGAUGGCAGAAUCCAUGGCGGCUAGAGAAGCUUUAAGUUGGCUUAAAGGGCUUAGGCAUAACACAAUAAUACUAGAGUCUGAUUGUUUAAUUUUAUGUAACGCUUUUAAUUCGAAUGAUUUGGACUUUUCAUAUGUAGGGUUGUUGGUUAAGCAAUGUCAGUCGAUUGCUAGCGACAUAGGGUCUGUUAAGGUCCAACAUGUCAAGAGAACAGCGAAUCAGGUUGCUCAUGUAUUAGCUCGGGCGACUAUUUCUUUGUUGUCUCAGGUUCGUGGGGCGUGA